Thermothelomyces thermophilus ATCC 42464 is the source of this 1676-nucleotide messenger RNA. RefSeq lists its product as uncharacterized. The record is from RefSeq and is a predicted model, not a curated record. The transcript has a single exon. Lineage: Eukaryota; Fungi; Ascomycota; Sordariomycetes; Sordariales; Chaetomiaceae. The coding region runs from base 179 to 1405 and encodes 408 amino acids.
GGUUUGUGUGAGGCGCUUAUUCCCGCCAAGGAAACCCAUAAUUAACUACCUUUCCCCUCACUUUGUCGACUGACCAGACCUGAAAGUCCGUUCAUCAUUCAACCGCCCCGCUCCUCUCUAUUACCCAUCCACAUCCACAGCCUAGCAGAUCCGGGAUCCCGGCAUCCGGAUUAGCAGAAUGACGCAAGAGCCUUCUCACCUCGGUGCUCUGCCACCCGAAUUGUUUGACAAGAUCUUUUUCGAGCUCGACACGAUCCGUGACCUCGCCAACUUCAUUGUCACUGCGCGCUUCGUGUACCACCGCUUCAGCGCACGGCGGCAAACCAUACUCUUUCGCGUCCUGCAAAAUGAACUAGGCCCCGCGCUGCCCGAUGCCAGGUUCCUGUUUGUCUUCCCCUAUUCGGACCCAACGGACGAGGUACUAUACCACGAGUGGAUCUAUGUCAUGGCCGGCGUGUACCGGGACAUGCUGGCAGGUGGUGAAGGACACGGCGUGCGAGGCUACCCUGGCCCCCCUACCGUUGAGGAGCUGACGGAGCUCUGCCGGACACUCCACCUGAUCAACUUCAUCACCGACACAUAUGUCACGGCACAGUUAGGGUCGUUCGACCUGGCCGGUGGAGGAGGGACCCCAGCGACAGCACCCCUCUCGCGCCCAGAGCGGUGCCGUGUAAUGCGAGCCUUCUACCGCCGCCAGAUCGUGAGCAACGCCUGGGCCUCGACGAAGCGUCCGGCGCAUUGGGACGACCUGGACUCGGAUGCCUUCAGCAACACGAGCACGGAGCAAGGCCGGCGCCUAGGUUUGUUUGCCGCCUUCGACCCGUGGGACAUGCAGCAGAUUGACCAUGCCGACGAAUUCAUCACGCACCUGUGUUGCGCGCUCGUGCUCCGCGCUGCCGAGGUGGCGGCGGCAGGAGGAGGGCGCGAGAUUUCGCCCCGCCAGUUCGGCAACCUCCACGCGCGCCUGGAUCACCUCGUGCGGUACCUGCGAGCACACCGAGGCGUCGCCAAGGCGGCCAUCGGUGACUUGCAGUCAGGGAAAUCGCCCCUAUAUUACGACGAGCGCUGGAGAAAGAGUUCGUAUAUCCUUACCAGCUGCUCCCUCUGGCGUACUGCUGGCAGGUUGACCGGUCGGAAUCCUUCCCGGACCCCAUCCUCGAUAGGCAGGAGCAGGAUGGUUUGCCGAUGGACUACCUUGCCGGGGACGGCCCCGGCCAAGUACCAUUUGGCUGGUCGGAUGCGUUGCGGGGGCGCCAUGUCCGCUGGUAUGGCGCCGGGCUCUCUGGCAUCCCCGGGCUUCCCCCCUGGGAGAGCAGGCAAAAGAGCUCGGCCCAUAUCUGUGCUAUCGACCUCUGGAGACUCUCCGGCUUCGCUCUGUGGGACCGGAAACGGGUCGAGGCGUUGAAGAGGUUGAGCAGGUUCGAGGCUCUCCAGACGGGAUUUGUCCUGGACCGCUCAUGAUGUAAUUAAUUAGGGGCAGCCGACUCUGUCCCAAGAUGACUCUGAUGGCUUCUUCUUUGAAAUCCCGCUCGCCGGCGGGCCCCCUGUGAUGCAUGAUGCAGAACUGUGUGAUGUCUGGGAGGGUUAAUUAUCAAGGAGCCCAGGCGCGCGAACUCGGUCACGCGCGCCUCCUGACAAAUUUGCUGGAUCUCCUCGAGGACCCUCUAAGUCAUGGC